Messenger RNA from Colossoma macropomum (tambaqui), 1090 nucleotides. Its product is annotated as golgin subfamily A member 6-like protein 4. The coding region runs from base 120 to 491 and encodes 123 amino acids. Lineage: Eukaryota; Metazoa; Chordata; Actinopteri; Characiformes; Serrasalmidae. The transcript is spliced from 5 exons. The record is from RefSeq and is a predicted model, not a curated record.
UGGCCCAUGAGAAGAUAUUUGCUGGAAUUCCCAUGUCCAAGACUUGUUUAGGGAUGUAUGCACACACACUACCACACCAACUCUAAGGCUGACCCCAACAGUCAUCCUCUCCGCAGUGUAUGAGAGACAUGUGUAAAGAGGAGGACUACGUGUUCCUAAAUGGUCAGACAAAGCCGGACAAGACUACAGGAUACAGUAUGUUUCAGGACAGUGAGUGGCAGCAACAGCGAGAGGAAAGGCUCCGUCGGAGGUUGGAGAGAGAGCAGCAGGAGCAGGAGAGGCAGCGGGAGCUGGAGGAACAGCAGAAGAAGAAGGAGGAAGAAUGGAAGUUUCAUGUGUCGAAACUAGCAUCUGAACGUGAGUCACUCCGUGAGAGAUUACACAGGCUACGUGAAUUUAGGGACUUUCAGAAAAGAGUGUUGGUGCAAGACUUGGGCCUGGAUCCAGAUAAACCCAAUGAGAAGCUCACGCAGCUUCUUAUGAGACUGUAAUGAUGGUUAUAUGAAGGUGUUAUAUGAAUGAUGGAUAUAUGUGGGUGUAAAAUUGGCUGGAGAAAAAGUGAUGUUACAGUAUGAUAUUUCAGAUUUAGCAUGUUAAAGAUUUAGCAUGUUAAAAAAACUAUUUGGCUGCUGCAAUAUUUUGAUUUUACUGAACUUAAAAUAAUAAGUUGACAGAAUACAACUUGCUAAUUAUUGUUCUGUUAACUCUAUUAAAAGUUCAACAAACAAUAGAUUAAGGCAGUCAAGUUGCUUACUUUAAGUUAAAGCUACACUAUGUAAGAUUUGGGGAUUUGGAGACCUCUCUGGUGGAAAUGUGUAACUGCACACAACAUGCUGAAAGAACAUCAGCUGUGUUUUGGACCUUGUUUAUGGUCGUUUAUGUUUGCAUCUCUUGAUUUAGUUUGAGGUCUGUAAACAUAAUGUACACCUACAGAUGCUACCACUUUUUCUUUUCCAAUGUCAAUACUGAAGGCUUGAGUAUCUGCCGAUCCCGAUCAGAUAUUUCUUCUUUAAAACUAUGCUUUAACCCCUUAACAAUUCAGCCUUAUUACAUACAACGACUUCAGUAGCUACAAGGACUUCAAUGCAAA